This is a messenger RNA of Paramuricea clavata, 624 nucleotides long. The record is from the annotation of a GenBank genome assembly. Lineage: Eukaryota; Metazoa; Cnidaria; Anthozoa; Malacalcyonacea; Plexauridae.
AUGGAAGAAUCAGAAAAGAAGGUUCCACGUUUUGAACACAAACCAAAGGAGAAACGUAUGAGGCAAAAGAAAAAUAUGGAAACUUCUGCGCAUGAAGAAAUUACAAAUCCUGGAAGAAAAUGUCCUUCGUGCUCGAAAUUCUUUUUGCGUCCAAAAUCAUUGGAGCGACAUAUCGGUUGCAAGACCUGCAUCAGAAGAUCAGGAGUCCCUCGUGCAAAGCAUGCUAAGGUGACAGCAACACUCAAAUCACAGGCAGCCAGAAUUACAUCCACUACAUGCACCUUGGGAUUAGAAGUAAAGAAACAGAAUAUUCGAAAGAAAGAAAAGUUGAUAUUAGAUAAUUGGGAAAACGAAGUAAAAGGAAGUGCUAGAAAGACAGCAAACCUGAAGCGAAAAAGGGCAAAGUUUACUGAAGAGCAGAAAGGAGUAAUGGAAAAAUGUUUCGACGAAGGAGAAUAUGACAAAAGAAAGCGUUACACAACUUCAUCCUGUCAGAAGUUAAUGUUGGACAAGUUGGGACAGACGUUGGUACUAACAGAGAAACAAAUCGCUAGUUACUGGAGCAAUUACAGAAAAAGCAAGAGUGCACAGGAAAAGGAGAAUAAGAAACCGAAACUAAAAUAA